AUGAAAAGGCUAUCGUCUGAGCAAUUACAUAAUGUUAGGCGACUUGGAUCUUCGUCUCGUCUUCCUUUUUCAAACGACGAGCUUGUGGCACGUGGCUGGAAAGUCGAAAAGACAAACAAGAGUUUCAAGUGGACUGAACCAAACUCACAAAGAACAUUUAGAUCUUCAAGGGAUGUGGCUGCUUUUUUGGAGAGUCAGCCUUCCUUGGAAGGUCAGGCUUUCAGUGAAAGCGAUCCCGAGUAUGAGCCUGCAAGCGACGACUGCCGAAGCUCUCCGUUGAAGAGUAAUCCUGGUAGUGAACAUGAAGUUGAAGUCAAUCCUAAAAGAUCUUCAAGGGAUGUGGCUGCUUUUUUGGAGAGUCAGCCUUCCUUGGAAGGUCAGGCUUUCAGUGAAAGCGAUCCCGAGUAUGAGCCUGCAAGCGACGACUGCCGAAGCUCUCCGUUGAAGAGUAAUCCUGGUAGUGAACAUGAAGUUGAAGUCAAUCCUAAAAGAUCWAAAGUGGACACGACUAUUCAAGCUGUCAAGCUUCCCASAAAGUAYCACAUCGCCAUGACUAGCCAACUUGACACGUUCAUCAAGGAUAUAAAUAAAAGUCGGACUUGMUCUGUUGUUCAAGGAUGUGAAGCUGACACAAAUGGCAUAUCNGAAAGAGAAGAGAGUGAAGGUAGUAUUGAAAUGAAUGAAGAAGUAGAAAGAGAAGAGAGUGAAAGUAGUACUGAAGUGAAUGCAGAGGUAGAAAGAGUAGAGAGUGAAGGUAGUAUUGAGGUGAAUGAARAGGUCWGUCAUGAUUGUGAAAUUGAUGCUAGUGUGCCAGAUACCAGUAAUGGUAACAAAGGCUGUAGUAGUGGUGGUGGUAUAGGUGAUGAACAUGGUGAUAGAGAUGAUGAUGAUAGUGAUGACGAUGAUGAUAGUGAUGACGUUGGUGAUAGUGAUGAAUGCAUUAGUAGUGAAGAGAGUGAUGACAGUGACGAUGAUAGUGAGGAUUUCAAAUGUAAAGGCCAGCCAUAUAAAACACGACUUGUGYUUACAUGCCCACUUCAUGCCUUGCUCUAUGAAAUAGAGUGCGACAGAGUUGCUAGCAAAGCAAGGGAUGUGAUCCAUACAGAGAUGGGACGGGGCCAUUCUAACCUGCCCRAGAGCAAAUUUCAUGUACUAACAAGGUUUCGGCCGAAGAAUAUCAACCUGUGCCAGCUCCAUUACGAGUUUUCAACAAAUGUAGGGCUGUGUCAAAGCAAUAUGACAUUUAUKUAUAAAGAACAAGGAAAGAACUACCACUGGAUGAGAGAGCUUUUAGAAGGCAUGGCUUUGCCCAUUCCAGAUGGAAUUCAAGACAUUUGGGAAAGAGAAAACGAGACAAGAAUGAAAGCCCUCAGAAAACAACAAACGGACAAAGCAAAAACCGCCCGGGCCAAACGAAAACAAAAAAGACUCCAAGAAAGCAGAGAAAGGAGUAAGUUUGUCAGACGACAAAAGAUAAUCCAUAGUUAUGGUGAUGGAAAUGAAGACGACUUGGAGGAAGAGGAGGUUAUACAAAAAGUCAGAGGAAGAAGAAAUGUCCCGGUACAAGAAAACAAUGCUGUAGUAGAACCACCAGAUGGUGCUAGG
This is a messenger RNA of Exaiptasia diaphana, 1605 nucleotides long. Its product is annotated as eisosome protein SEG2. The transcript is spliced from 6 exons. The record is from RefSeq and is a predicted model, not a curated record. The annotation marks the transcript as partial. NCBI's taxonomy places the organism in Eukaryota, Metazoa, Cnidaria, Anthozoa, Actiniaria, Aiptasiidae.